AUGCAGAAGGAGUUGUUUUUGCGCAUUGCUGAUGGUGAAUACUUACUUCCGCAUGAAACAAGAUGCUACAGGCCAGACUCGCUCACGUCGUUGCAGAAAUGCACGAUGGUUCUCCGAAAAUUAGCCACCGGUAUUUCUGUGGAUACUUUUGACGAGUAUCUGAAGAUUGCGGACACUACGGGGCGGCUAUGCCUCAAGAAGUUUUGCAAAGCUUUCAUCAAGGCAUACAAUGCCGAGUAUCUUCGGCCUCCUACACUGUGGAUGCCACACGCUUGCUUCAAAUGCAUGAGCAGCGGCACAAAUUUCCUGGGAUGCUCGGGAGCUUGGAUUGCAUGCAUUGGGCUUGAAAGAAUUUCCCAAAGGUGUAGCAUGGUGCAUUUACAAGAGUCACCUCUGUUUGCCGACGCCUUGGAAGGAACAACAUCACCGGUGAUAUUUCAAGUAAACCAGCGCUAUUAUCACAUGGGAUACUACUUGUGCGGUGGCAUCUAUCCUAAGUGGCCAACAUUUGUCAAGAGCCCACUAAUGGCGAGCAACGCAAAAGAGGCGAGGUUCAAGAAGAUGCAAGAGGCCCAACCUUAG
Messenger RNA from Salvia miltiorrhiza (redroot sage), 582 nucleotides. RefSeq lists its product as uncharacterized. Bases 1 to 582 code for a protein of 193 amino acids. Lineage: Eukaryota; Viridiplantae; Streptophyta; Magnoliopsida; Lamiales; Lamiaceae. The transcript has 2 exons. The record is from RefSeq and is a predicted model, not a curated record.